AGCUGGGACUGGUUCCUGCCACCUCCCCGAGCCCCUGCACUCUUGUCUCUCUCUGUCUCCACAGCAGCGUCACCGGCUCCCGGAUCCUGCCAGCCGUCCAGCUCUACAGGCACCAUGAGGAGCGCCAUGCUGUUCGCGGCUGUCCUCGCCCUCAGCUUGGCAUGGACCUUCGGGGCUGCGUGUGAGGAACCUCAGGAGCAGGGUGGGAGGCUCAGUAAGGACUCUGAUCUCUCUCUGCUACCUCCACCCCUGCUUCGGAGACUCUACGACAGCCGCCCCAUCUCUCUGGAAGGAUUGCUGAAAGUGCUGAGCAAGGCUAGCGUGGGACCGAAGGAGACAUCACUUCCACAGAAACGUGACAUGCACGACUUCUUUGUGGGACUUAUGGGCAAGAGGAACAGCCAACCAGACACUCCCGCUGAUGUGGUUGAAGAGAACACCCCCAGCUUUGGCGUCCUCAAAUAGGCCAGCAGUGCAGAAAAGCACUCCACUCUCAGACCCUGGACUGCAUCAUAAAGACAGGGUCCCUGUGGCGGUCCCAGUGCCUGCGCUCCUGCUUCCCUGCCUGCAAGGUCCUCCUGUUGGCUCCCUUCCCUACUCUGCACAGAUGCUGCAUAUGAACAGCCUCUACCCCCAUAUCAAUUAUGGUUUCUGUAGUGUCCUGCAUUAAAAAUACCAUGUCUCCUCCUCAACAAUAAAGGGUUUUUACAAUGGAGUGACUGA
Messenger RNA from Rattus norvegicus (Norway rat), 723 nucleotides. It is a transcript of the gene Tac3, whose product is annotated as tachykinin precursor 3. Gene Ontology annotation, cellular component: extracellular region. The record is from RefSeq and is marked provisional. Lineage: Eukaryota; Metazoa; Chordata; Mammalia; Rodentia; Muridae. Gene Ontology annotation, biological process: tachykinin receptor signaling pathway.